This is a messenger RNA of Vespula pensylvanica (western yellowjacket), 1382 nucleotides long. RefSeq names its product protein HGH1 homolog. Bases 73 to 1179 code for a protein of 368 amino acids. NCBI's taxonomy places the organism in Eukaryota, Metazoa, Arthropoda, Insecta, Hymenoptera, Vespidae. The transcript is spliced from 6 exons. The record is from RefSeq and is a predicted model, not a curated record.
UCGAAAAGUUCUAGCAUAUCGUACAAUUAGUAAUAAUAGUUUUGAGUGCGUUUAUCGAGUAAAGUUGCAAGUAUGGAAGUGUUAAAAGAAAUAACUAAUUUUCUAACCGAAAGUACGCGAUUAGAUCUAAAAGCUGUUGCAUUACAAAAUGUACUAAAUAUCACAGGCAGUAAGGAGGGUCGUGAGCUCUUAUUUGGUUCUUUAGAUAUAUUAAAACAACUUGUCAUACUUAUGCAAGAUGAUUCAAUGGCAAUAGCAAAAGACGCAGCGUUGUCAGCUAUAAACAUAAGUGCGGAUGAAGCUGGAGCUAAUGCCUUCUUAACAAUCUCUGAAUCUAUGCGACAAGAAAAGGAACAAAAAUAUAGUUUUAAUUUAGUACAAGUUUGUAUUAGUCGUAUAAUGGAUAAAAAUAGUAUAUUAGCAGACCCAUGUUGUAUGAUACUUUCCAAUAUGACAAGACCUAGAUAUUUAGUAGACAGAGUCAUAACACUUAUUGAAGAAAGUUGUUGUACAUGGGACUCUAUUAUAACAGCAUUUACUGCAAAGAAAUAUAAUGUUACAGGAGCUAAUUUGCAUUAUUUAGGGCCUGUAUUUAGUAAUCUUACUCAAUCUCCUUCUGUAAGAAGAUAUAUAAUGGAUAGGACUUGCAAUGUUAUCCAGCGUCUCCUUCCUUUCACAGAGUAUACAGAUAGCAUAGUAAGGAGAGGUGGUAUUAUUGGAACUUUAAAAAAUUGUUGCUUCGAUGUAGAGCAUCACGAGUGGUUGUUAAGCGAGGAUGUAGAUAUUUUGUCGUAUUUAUUAUUACCUCUUGCUGGACCAGAAGAAUUUGAUGAUAAAGAAAAUGAGAAGUUACCACUUGAUCUGCAAUACUUACCAGAAACGAAGGAACGAGAAUCAGAUCCGGAUAUUAGGAUAAUGUUGUUAGAAGCUUUAGAGCAAUUGUGUGCUACAAAAAAAGGUAGAGAAAUUUUAAGAGACAAAAAUACUUACAUUAUCUUAAGAGAACUGCACAAAUCAGAGAAAUGCAAGGAAGUCCUUCUUGCCUGUGAAAAUGUUGUUGACAUUUUAAUUAGAACUGAAGAAGAAAUAGGUUUGGAUAAUAUAAAAGAGAUAGAUGUUCCAACGGAAUACAAGGACAAAUUUCAAAAAAUGGAUGAAGAAUUUAUCAAAGAUACUUAAGAAAUACUAAUAUUACAAGAUGUCUGACAUCUUGUUAAAUAUUUUUUUAUAAAUAUAGCACAAGUUAUAUGUAUAUUGCGUGUUUGUAUAUAUAUAUGCGAUAUAUAUGUAUGUAUGUAUAUAUAUGUACAUGUACGCGCACACAUACAUAUAUAACUUCUGCUUGACAAUGAAAUAAUGCGGUAAUAUAUUUAAAAAAUGUA